ACAGCAAAAUAUUUUUUAUCUGUUGUGCGCUCUAUUUUUGCGUGAUGUAUUUUGUCAUUUUUUGAUCGACAAAGUUUUGGCUUUUAAGGAAAAGUGUUCAAAAAAUACUGUGUUUAGUAUUAGUGCAUGUUUUAGGUGAAAUGAAUGUGUGUUAGUGAUAAAUUGUGUUAAAAAUGGGAGAAGACCUGGGUAGGAUAAAAUCUUUGCCAUUGUCAUGUCUUCCUUUAAGAACUCGCGAACUGUUAUCAUGCCUGCUGGAUACUCCAAAAAUCAUUCCAACCGAUGGACCUGUGAAGCUGCCCAGAGACUGGAGGGGCUUGGCUGACCUGGUCAAUGUGUCAUCUGAAAGAGCCGCCUACAUCCGCCUACAACCACAAAAGACUGUAAAAGUAUUGGAAAUAUGGCAGAAAGACAGCUCAGCCACAGUUGGGCACCUGUUGCAGCAUUUGGAGCGCUUAGACCGCUUCGAUGUGUAUGAUGACUUAUGUGAUGAUCUCAAAGAUGUAAUGAGUAAGGGAGAACUCUUAGAUAAGCCACAAGUGAAUGAACAAAAUCAAAUAGCAAUAAAUAAUAACCACAUAAACAACAAUAAUCACCACAACAAUACCAGUUCCAAUGAUGAAGAGAGGGAGUUUGACCCGAUCACAUUUGAUGACGGCCCAGACUAUGAGCACCACUACGAUGCCUUUGUGCUAUAUGCUAAGGAAGAUCAGAAGUUUGUUGAUGAGCUUCUGACUAGAAUGAGUGCUGAAGGGUUUCAGCUGUGCACUGCGGACAGGCUACAGCCAGGCCACGCGACGCCAUACGCCCCUAUAACGAAGCUCAUGCUGGAGAGGUGCAAGAGAAUUAUCCUCAUCUGCUCGCCAGACUUCCUUCUCAUCAAGUCUAACAAGUACUACAGUGAAUAUGCACAGGCUGUCAGCAUCGAGUCACAUACCCACAAGAUAAUCCCGAUAAUGUACCGCGAGUGCACGUUGCCUUCGAACCUGGCGUUCUACCACCGACUGCACUACAACGAGAACGAGGAGCGCGCCAUGUACGACUUCUGGCUCAAGCUCAAACAGUCGCUGCAGUUCGCACGGGCCACGCCCAGCAGGCCACGGAUCGCUAACAAUAACAACUUAAGCGCAAGCAGACUGAACGGUACAACAAUACCACAGGUGAAGAUAGUGGAGCUCCCGCCGAGCAAUGUCAUCCCAGACUACUCGGACGACCAGCUCUUCCUCCCGAGUCCUCCGACCACGAGCCUGUCCAUGAGCUCGCUGAACGUUAAGGCCGCAGCUGACACCAACUCCUUGAGUAGCAUCAGUCAACAAAGUGUGACCAGUAACAAAAAGAAGAAAAAGUCUAAAAUCAUUCGACGCGUCCUCAAAUACUUUCGACCUUCAAAGUCCGAAGAAGCUAUAAUGGUAUAAUAUACACUGUAUGCAGUUACUUGCAUGGCCAUUAUAAAAGUGUUAUUUUUAAAUCUCAAUUUAGAAGUACACACUUACUAUAGAAAGUUGCAAACUCUUGGAAUGUCUGACAUUGUGAUAAUUGACUAUGGUCUUAUAUGCGCAUUUUCGAAAUAAGAGAAAAUAUAAAACACAAAAAAACAUAUCGUCAUAAUACUAGUAAUUAUUGUAUGUUCUAAGUUACAUAGUGUUUAGUUCUGUUAUUGUGUAGCUUGCUCAAACAUGUACUGCUUGUCCCUCAGCCACUCGGGUGUAUUUCUCAUACGUACGUACAUUUGACGUAAUCUCUCCGUGCAUUUUUUCAUGUGCUAAUAACAAUCACAACCUACUUUUAAGAUUUACCGCCGUACUCAGAGUAAAUUUAUGGUAACUUAACCCAGUCCUUAGCAAUUGUUUUCGGAACAAAACCGUUGCUAAAGAUUAGUUUAAGUAAUGAUAAAAUGUCUCUGUGUACGGCAGUUAUUCAUAUUUCUUUCUCAUGUUGCCUCAUCUUCUCAAUUUUACUACUAUAACCCUGGCUAGAAAUAAGUUGUAAGAAUAAAAUCAUGUUAUAAUAUAAAGACGAGAUAUUUUAGAUUAAUGUUAAAAGAGAAACAUAUUUUGUAAAGUUGUUAUUAAAUGGAGUAUUUUAGAUAUUUCAUUAGAUAAAAGAAUUAUAUUAGAUAUGCAACGUAGUUAUAUUGAUAACUUGUAUGCGGAGUUGCGGAUUAUUUUCGAUAUAAUUCGAGCACAGCCGUGCGUCGCGAUAUGUAUACUGUCUAGCUGAGCAGAACAGGUAUCAUUAUCAAUUCUGUUCGCCUUCAUAAUUACUUGAUUGUAUUAUAUUAUCUAUGAAGGAUAUCUUCUAAUCUGGUUUUAAAAGAAUCGCGGUUAAAAUUCUCGUCAAGGUUCAAUAUAAACUGAGUUGUCUGCACAAAAUGAAAUUUAUAUUUAGGCUGCCGUUAAACGGACCAAAAUUGUAUUUUUUUAUAAAUAUACAAGUGUUCACCUUUUGUAAAUUUUAUUGAUGAAAUAUUUUUCAAGUUAUUUGUAAAUAUAUUAAUUGAUACGUUAGUUACAA
Messenger RNA from Spodoptera frugiperda (fall armyworm), 2514 nucleotides. RefSeq names its product myeloid differentiation primary response protein MyD88 (gene Myd88). Gene Ontology annotation, biological process: MyD88-dependent toll-like receptor signaling pathway; innate immune response; Toll signaling pathway. NCBI's taxonomy places the organism in Eukaryota, Metazoa, Arthropoda, Insecta, Lepidoptera, Noctuidae. Gene Ontology annotation, molecular function: TIR domain binding; Toll-like receptor binding. The coding region runs from base 174 to 1415 and encodes 413 amino acids. Gene Ontology annotation, cellular component: plasma membrane. The transcript has 6 exons. The record is from RefSeq and is a predicted model, not a curated record.